GUUUUAACGUUCACAAGAAGAUGUCUAUUGUAUUUUCUUUUAUUUUUUUUACAUCAAUUGCACCUCUUCUGGUCCACUCAUCUAAAGAGUACUUUUGGCGCGACUACAAUGGAAAAACCCCUGAAGAUGCCUUCCUAACUGGUCACGACAAUGACGGCAAAAAUAUCUACGUAGGCCAGGUUUAUGUCCAAAAUAAAGGUGUAGCCAUAGAUUAAUAUAGAUGCGACAUACAGUCUGAUUUUGCAAAACCACCCUUAUUGACAUUGGAGUCCUCAACCGCCAAAGCACUUCUUGUACUUAACGAACUACUUCUUGUACAUGCAAAAAAGAUAAGACAAUCAUUACUGAUAGUGACUGUCAAGAUAGCCCGCAACCCCCUAAUUAGUGGAGGGGAUGGAAUGUGAAUGUAUAGGACUGUGCGGUGAAAACUCGACCGGUUUCAUUUUCGUCGUGCCACACUGAUAACACGUGUUCAAACGGUAGGUUAAAGUGUAACAAUUUUGACAAUUAGUGCUAUUUUUAGGUAAAUAAACACGAUCCGAUAACAGUAAAAAGAAUCAGAAGAAAGUGGAAAAAUGUUUACAUUUGUGUUUUCUUUAAUCAUUCUUCUGGUAUCCAGUGGAGCACUUUUGCUCCACUCAACCAAAGACUACUACUGGCGUGACUACGACGGAAACAUCCCUGAAGAUGCACUGCUUGCUGGCCGAGACAAGGACGAUAACGACAUCUACAUCGGGCAGGCUUAUGUCAAAAAUGAAGGGUUAGUUGUGGUGCAGAUAAACCCAGGUCAAACCAGCGUGUAUGCAGAAAUGCGAGGACCUAAAGUCUUGGAUAAAAAUAUUAAAAUUCUAUGUGGUCCUAAGGAGAAGUUUUGCUGGAUCGCGACAGAUUUUACAAACCUACGUAAAGUUUCAAUGGAAAAACAACUAGUGGUCGCUGGGCAUGAAGACGAGGCGACAAGAUAUUUCGUUGGAAGGGCUAACUGCGACGAUGGAUUCUGCAUUGGAAAAGUUCUUGAACACGGCUAUCUAAAUAAGUCCUCGUUUUAUGGGGUGGAUAGAAACGGAGAUCAACUAGAGGCCGAAGCUUACGAAGUUCUUGUAAACGAAAGAAAGGGUGUUCAUAUUCCUAAAAGCCGCAAUGGGUUAGAAAGUAGUCUAAUUUUGGCAUUUCCCCAUAGAUUUUAUUUUGUAUUAUCCGUAUUAUUUUCAUUUGUGCUUUAA
Zophobas morio is the source of this 1223-nucleotide messenger RNA. RefSeq lists its product as uncharacterized. The transcript is spliced from 5 exons. NCBI's taxonomy places the organism in Eukaryota, Metazoa, Arthropoda, Insecta, Coleoptera, Tenebrionidae. The record is from RefSeq and is a predicted model, not a curated record. Bases 576 to 1223 code for a protein of 215 amino acids.